Messenger RNA from Symbiodinium necroappetens, 984 nucleotides. NCBI's taxonomy places the organism in Eukaryota, Dinophyceae, Suessiales, Symbiodiniaceae. The record is from the annotation of a GenBank genome assembly.
GCCCGCCGUCAGCGGCUGAGCACCCAGGAGCAGCUCUGGAUGCUGCUGGCGGCGCGCGCGCUGACGCCGGCGGGCACCGGCGACCUGGCCCUGAGCGUGGACGGAGCGCCGGUGGAGGCGGCCGCGCCGCUGACCCUGCGGCCCGAUGCGGCGGCCCUGGCCGAGGGCGUGACGCUGACCAACCGGGGCGAGGCCGGCCUGCGGGUCACCACGACCCGCGUGGGCGUGCCCGACGCGCCGCUGCCGGCGGCCAGCGAGGGGCUGACCGUCGCGCGGCGCCUGCUGGACUUCCAGGGCCGCGAGAUCGACCCCGGGACGCUGGAGCAGAACGACCAGGCCGUGGUGGUGCUGACCGGCCGGGUGACGGACGGCCGCGCCCAUCAGGCCCUGGUGGUCGACCUGCUGCCGGCCGGCGUCGAGCUGGAGUCCGUGCUGGCCGGGCGCGGCACGGCGAACGACGGCUUCGGCUUCCUGCCGGAGCUGACGGCGCCGCUCUACGAGGCGCGGCGCGACGACCGCUAUGUCGCGGCGCUGGACCUGGCGCCGGAGGGGCGCUUCGUCCUGGCCUAUGUGGUGCGGGCGGUGACGCCGGGCGACUUCGUGCUGCCGGCGCCCUUCGUCGAGGACAUGUACGCGCCGGAGCCGGGCGCGGCGGCGAUGCGGCACGGGCGCGGUCUCUGCCUGCUGGUCUCGGCGGUCCUGCUGCUGGUCGCCGGGGGACGGGUCGGGCUGCUCCAGCUCGACCGCGCCUUCCCGCCGGACCUGAGCCGGGCCGCCGCCACCUCGACGCUGGUCGCCGGCGCCGAGGGCGAGGUGCUGCGGGUCUUCGCCACGCCCGACGAGAAGAUCCGCCUCGGCCCGCCGGGCGACGGGGCGGCGGGGCUUGCCGCAGGGCGCAGCUCGGCGGGGCCGCUCUCGGGGGGAGCGCUCCCGGGGGGGGCGCUCUCGGAGGUCGACCCGCUGUUCCUGAAGCUCCUGGUGGCG